This is a messenger RNA of Prunus persica (peach), 2619 nucleotides long. RefSeq names its product G-type lectin S-receptor-like serine/threonine-protein kinase At4g27290. The record is from RefSeq and is a predicted model, not a curated record. Gene Ontology annotation, molecular function: ATP binding; protein serine/threonine kinase activity. Lineage: Eukaryota; Viridiplantae; Streptophyta; Magnoliopsida; Rosales; Rosaceae. The transcript is spliced from 7 exons. Bases 1 to 2472 code for a protein of 823 amino acids. Gene Ontology annotation, biological process: protein phosphorylation; recognition of pollen.
AUGGAAAUCUUUACAAUGCUCUUUGUCUUUACAUCACUUCUGUUCUCCAUUCUAAGUAUCUCCAACACCAAAGACAUCAUCACACCAAGUGUAUCGAUCAGAGAUGGAGAGACCCUUGUUUCCUCCGGUGGAAGCUUCAAAUUAGGAUUCUUUAGCCCUGGCUAUUCGAGUAACCGAUACUUGGGAAUAUGGUACAAUGAAAUAUCUCCUCUGACGGUUGUAUGGGUGGCCAACAGAGAAAAUCCACUUACUCAUCUCUCAGCAGGAGCUUUGAAUAUCACUAAUCAAGGAGCUCUUGUUCUUUUAAGCGACACAAAUAGAAAUAGCAUUAUUUGGUCAUCCAACACUUCAAGAAAAUUCAUAAGGAAACCAGUUGCUCAGCUCCUAGAAUCAGGAAAUCUUGUUGUGAAUGAUGGAAAUGAGCUUGUGUGGCAGAGCUUUGAUUAUCCAACUGAUAAUUUGCUUCCAGGAAUGAAGCUUGGCUGGGACUUGAAAACCGGGCUAAACAAAGUUUUGUCUUCUUGGAAAGAUGCAGAUGAUCCAGCUCCAGGCGAAUUCUCAUUUUCCAUAGAUCGUAGUGGAUACCCUCAACUGGUUGUUAAGAAAGGUCUCAGAGCACAGUAUAGGUUGGGUUCAUGGAAUGGCCUUGGUUUUACAGGGAGUCCUGAACUUAGAUCUGCGAAUGAAUUAUUUAAAUUCGAUUUCGUGUUGAAUGAGAGUGAGGUCUCUUACAAGUUUGAGCUCCUGAAGGAUGAAUUGCAUUCAAGAUUACUGCUGAACUUGUCUGGUGGCUUGCAGCGGUUCAUGUGGGCUGAUAAAUCACUGAGCAAUAACAUAAUUUACUCUGCUCCGGUAGAUCGGUGUGACACCUAUGAUUUAUGUGGUGCAUAUGCAUUUUCUUUCUGCAGGCUUGGUACUGAUCCUCAAUGUUCAUGCUUACAAGGUUUUGUACAAAAAUCUCCAAGAUACCAGAAUUCGAAAAACGCAUCUUUGGGGUGUGUUCCUAAAACUCCACUGGGUUGUAGUAACGGAUUUCAGAAUUUCACUAGGGCGAAAUUACCGGAUACAUCUUCGUCAUGGACCAAUAGUAGUAUGUCCCUCGAGGAAUGCAAGAAGAUGUGUUUGAGAAACUGCUCUUGCACAGCAUAUGCAAAUUUGGAUAUUAGUGGAGGAGGAAGUGGAUGUUUGCUUUGGUUUGGUGAGCUCAUUGACAUAAAAGAAUUCGACUCUGGUGGGCAAGACCUUUUUGUCCGGACAGCCCUCUUGGGAUUAGAUGACGUCAAGACAAGCAAGCCCUCUGGUGUGAAGAAGAAAGCGGCAAUCAUAGCCAGCGUCGGGCUGCUAGGCAUGGGAAUGAUAAUACUAGGAUUGGUUUUUUACAAGCGGAAGAAGAAAUUGAAAGCCCAAGGAAAAAUGAAAAACAUACGUGAAAAGAACUUUGAUUUUGAAUGCGGAAAUGAAGACAUGGAGCUGAUAACAUUUGAUUUGGCCACCGUAUCUAGAGCCACUGAUAAUUUCUCAAACAAUAACAAGCUGGGAGAAGGUGGUUUUGGACCAGUAUACAAGGGCACACUGAUAGAGGGGCAAGAUAUAGCAGUCAAAAGGCUUUCAAAAUGUUCGGGGCAAGGAAUUAAAGAAUUCAUGAAUGAAGUAAUAUUGAUUGCUAAACUUCAACACAGAAAUCUUGUAAAGCUUCUUGGUUGCUGUAUUGAGGGAGACGAAAAAAUGUUAAUUUAUGAAUACAUGCCCAACAAGAGCUUGGACUACUUCAUAUUUGAUGAUACAAGAAGUAAAUUCCUCAGUUGGGAUCAACGCAUCAAUAUCAUCGGUGGAAUUGCUCGAGGACUUCUUUAUCUUCACCAAGAUUCUAGACUGAGGAUAAUCCAUAGGGAUCUUAAAACCAGCAAUGUUUUGCUAGAUAAAGAUAUGAAUCCAAAAAUAUCUGAUUUUGGCACGGCUAGAGCAUUCGGGGCAGAUCAAACUGAGGAAAAUACUAAUAGAGUGGUUGGAACUUAUGGCUACAUGUCUCCUGAGUACGUAGUUGAUGGACUCUUCUCAAUCAAAUCCGAUGUCUAUAGCUUCGGCGUCAUGGUGCUGGAGAUAGUGAGUGGGAAGAAGAACAGGGGAUUUUAUCAUCCGGAGCACAAGCUUAACCUUCUAGGACAUGCAUGGACUCUAUGGAUUGAAGGAAGGCCAUUGGAAGUACUGGAUAAGAUGUUAGAUGGCUCGUGUCCUCUACCAGACGUGUCGCGAUGCAUUCACAUAGCUCUGUUGUGUGUGCAGCAACAACCAGAAGAUAGACCAAACAUGGCAUCUGUGGUGCUGAUGUUGGGUGGUGAGGGUUCAUUGCCUGCGCCCAAACAACCUGGUUUCUUUACUGACAGGAACCCAGUUGAAGCAGAUUCUUCAUCCACCAAGCGUGAAUCACACUCAAUAAAUGAGAUGAGUGUAACGCUGUUGGAGGCAAGAUAGAACAUCUUUUCCUCAAAUACGAUAUGGACCUAAUAAUUUUUCUUUUUUACAAUUUACCACCUAUAUUUAUUCCAAAUGUACCAUUUCCGUUGAAUUUUAUGUUAAGUGAAGUCACAUGAAUCAUGAUAAGCAAAUGCUAUUUUCUAC